Pygocentrus nattereri (red-bellied piranha) is the source of this 1169-nucleotide messenger RNA. RefSeq names its product obscurin-like. The coding region runs from base 48 to 824 and encodes 258 amino acids. Gene Ontology annotation, cellular component: external side of plasma membrane. The record is from RefSeq and is a predicted model, not a curated record. The transcript has 5 exons. Gene Ontology annotation, biological process: cellular response to lipopolysaccharide; T cell costimulation; immune response. NCBI's taxonomy places the organism in Eukaryota, Metazoa, Chordata, Actinopteri, Characiformes, Serrasalmidae.
GUGUUUCUCUUUGAGGGACAUUAGUGUGUGUAGAAGAAUCAGUGGUGAUGGAGUGUUUGUAUCUUCUGCUUGUUGUGUUUCACUUCACUGCAGGCUGCUCUCUCUCAGGGGAAAUAGUGGUCAGAGGACACACUGGCGGCUCAGUAGUGCUGCCCUGCUCCUGCACUGACCUACAGACCAAACCUCAGAGAGUCACCUGGCAGGUCUAUAGAGGGAAAGAGUGGACUGAAGUGUUCAGUGCUGAUCAGUACAGAGACAGACUUCAGCAGUUUAAUGACGACUCUCCUGCUAAUCUCUCUCUGCUCAUAUCUGACCUGAGAGAAGAAGAUGAUGGAGACUACAGGUGUCAGACUGAGAAGGAAAGCAGAUUCUUCAGGCUGUUUAUUAAAGGUUGUGAUCUGAUGAAGAGUGGAGAAACCGAGGAGGUGACGAGGUUCUCAGGAGAAUCUGUAGUCCUGCUCUGCUCCUGCACUGACCUACAGACCAAACCACACACUGUUAAAUGGAAGUUUAGAUCAGCAAAAUCUGGAAUUUAUAACAUUGAAGAAAUAUACUCUACACAGACUGGACAGCACAGAGACAAAGUCCGACUGACCAAUAAGUACUCAGGAAACCUCUCUCUACUCAUAUCAGACCUGACUGAAGAGGAUCAGGGAGACUACAGCUGUUCAGUCCAGGGAGAUCAUAAAGACGUCAGACUUCAUGUUAAAGUGAGAGAAACUCCAACACGCUUAUGGACAACAGACCCAACAACUCCAUCAGAAGAUCAUCCAUCUACAGCCGUGACUGAAAGUGAGAGAAUCAUGAUGUGUGUUGCGCAUUAAUCUUCACUAAAACUGAUAAAUCAACACACACUCUGCUGAUUUCCAUCUGAAGAAAGAAUGAAUCCACACCCACACUGGCCUCUCUGCAGGGCUUUCACUGAACCAUUCGCUGCUUUAUGGAAAUACUGCUCUCCUCUCCCUUUAAAUCACACCGCUGAGAUUGAACUCAUUCUGAUGCUCAUCCUUAACACUGAUUUAAUCUAAAUACUUCUGCAUUUAUAUCACUUUCUAACCACAACUUUACAUUUUUAUAUUAGAGACAGAGCUCAGAGCCUUUUACACCAUUUUAAUCUUCUCUCUGUACAGACAGUAUGAAAUAAUAAAUACAUCAGUUUAAGAUUCUCA